GUUUGUGAGCAUCUUUAGCACAGAUGUAGCAACAAACAUCAGGAAAUGAGGCAGAAGUUCAUGUAACUCACUUAUAGUCUUCAGUAUAGACUCACUGACAGGUUCAGGCUGCAGUAGAUCCCACUCAGGCAAUGAAUCCUGCAAUAGGUGGAUCGGCAGUUUUUACUACCGCUGACCAAAUAUCCCAGGGCAUAAAGACAAGCAGAAAUGUCACUAUUCAAAUCACCAAUUGCAGUGAUACAACCACCUUAGCAAAUCCAAGGACCUACACUUUCAGUGGUUGCUGUCACCACCCUCCCCAACCUACCAUCCCACAAAGGACACAAGAAACAUGCUCGUUUUCCAAAAUCUCAUACACAGCCCGUGGUGCUGUCGGAGUCCUGACAUACCAGAUCCUACAGAAUGAAAGACAUGUUGGUGAACUGGCCAUCAUGUUCUCUGUGCCUUUUGACUACAAUUUGUACCAAAACUGGUUUGCUCUUGGAAUUUUUGAAGCAGACAUUCCAUGUGAUUAUAAUCUGUUCAAGAGGAUGUAUUAUGAUGUUGAUGGUCCAUUCACUAGAGCCAAAGGUACCGGGAGUAUUAUAAAACAUAAAGACAGGCCACAGUUGAAGGGAACAAUGUCUUCUUUUGGCCAUUCGAUUAUUAAGGUUGAAUUGUGGGAUGAGUAGUCUUGGUGCCUUUUACCAAACAGAUCCUUACCAAAGAUUUACCAAACAGUGCUGAAGUCCAUCUAGCAUUAACGGUUACCAUCCAGUACAUAGUUUAUCUAACAAGUCCUUCAUUAAUUUAUAUUAGCUGAAGGAAUUGAGCAGAUCCCUGCAAUGAACUAAACAUGUUCUUCUUACUGUCUCUUAUCUACUUAGUCAUAACUUUACUGAAAACAGCACAUUCUGAUUCUUAUGUUAAAUGAUGUUUUUACCAGUAAGAACACAUUACUGAGAGUUUGUGGUAAAAAAAAAAAAAAUUAAUGCAUGCCUAAUACUUUGCACAGUACUGUAUAUGUUUUAAGCACAAAGUAUAUACUGGAAAUCUGAGCCUUGAUAAACUAGCAUGUAACCCUCUUAUUAUACAUUGUGUAGUUCUGCUCAGCAUGUUUAUAUUUUUAAAAAGCAAUAUGAAUCCAGACUACUGGGACUCUUUCCUUUAAACAUUGCGUGUUGUUUACCAAGAGACAUUACUAAGAUGUAUUAUUAAACUGCUUGCUGUUUUCUUCAUUCUGAGUUAUGAGUUAUAGGGAUCCCUGAAAAUAAACUUAUUAGAACAAUA
Molecule: messenger RNA, 1269 nt
Organism: Pygocentrus nattereri (red-bellied piranha)
Lineage: Eukaryota; Metazoa; Chordata; Actinopteri; Characiformes; Serrasalmidae
Product: bryoporin-like
Exons: 3
Coding region: 132-671 (179 amino acids)
Biological process (GO): cytolysis in another organism; monoatomic cation transport; pore complex assembly
Cellular component (GO): pore complex
Molecular function (GO): channel activity
Source: RefSeq, a predicted model, not a curated record